This is a messenger RNA of Closterium sp. Naga37s-1, 7983 nucleotides long. Lineage: Eukaryota; Viridiplantae; Streptophyta; Zygnematophyceae; Desmidiales; Closteriaceae. The record is from the annotation of a GenBank genome assembly.
AUGGCGGGCCACAGCGCUCGAAACACUGCGCCUGAGGCUUUUGCGGCUGCAGGCUUCGCGGAACCAGCAGGUACGGGAAGAGCAGGCAUUGGAAUGUCAGGCACAGGACUGGCAAACACGGAUAUGGCAGGUCCGGGAAGGACAGGCUCGGACAGGAGAGGCAUGGCAACGGCAGGCAUGGGAGUUGCGGGUACGGCGGCAAUGGGUGAGAUAGGCCUGCGCAGUCGUGAGUUGGAGACAGGGGCGGGAGAUCAAGACUUGCUCACCGCCUUGAACCGCGGCUUAAACCGUGGCUUGAGCCAUGAGCUGUCAGUGGGCCCGCUUGCUGGCGUGGGCAUGGCUUCUGGUUCUGCGCGUGCUGGGCGAACUGAGGCGUUUCGACCUGCUGAGGCGCAAGAGGGGAAUGAGGGGCACGGGGGGCAUGGGGGGCAUGUGGGGCAUGGGGGUGGCAAGUGGCGCGAGGGGAGAGACGGGCGCGAAGGGCGCGGGCGCAGCGUUGGCGCAAGGGACGCGUAUGGCAGUGCUUCGAGUCACCACGUGACCCCGCAAGGCGUGGCACCACCGCAAGCUCUAAUACGACAAGUCAUGACACCUUAUGACAUGGCACCACAGGCCAUGGCAGCACAGGGCAUGGCCGCACAGGUGGUGCCGCCCGAAGCUCGGAUGCAGCCAGAUGUUGUGAUGCCGCAAGGCGUGGCACAGGUGUCGCGGCGGAGCCUGGAGCCCAUGCUUCAUGGGCAGCCACGUCAGGAGCCGCUGCCACGUCAGCAUGCGCGUCAGGAGUCCGUGCCACGUCACCAGCCGUUUCAAGAGCCCGCCCCACUUCAACACCCGUUUCAGGAGCCUGUAGCGCGUGGACAGCCCGUGCCACGUCAGCAGCCUCGGCGAGAGUGGUGGCUUGAUGCGAUAGGGGAAGGUGAGCUGAUUCAGGUUACUAGGGACAGCGCAACUGCAGAUACCAGGGCGAGCGGUCAAGUGCCUACGCUUGAAACGGGUGGUGCUAAUAUGGGGUAUGAGCGGCUUCAAGAGCACCCGGAAGGCCGUGAAAGGGUUCAAGGAGAGGGUCUUAACGAUAUGCAGUUUCGCAGUAACGAGUACGGGGAAAAUGGUGGUGGUGGCUUGCAGGCGUUGCAAGGGAGGCAGCAAGGGGAUGGGGGGUUGCGAGGGGGGAGAGGAGAGGUGACCCCAGCUGACGUGCGGUAUGUGGAUGACUGGCAGCAGCGGCAGCAGCAGCAGCAGCAGCAGCAGCAGCAGCAGCAGCAGCAGCAGCUGUUGGGCAUGGGUAGGGGCAUGGAUGGGGGCAUGGGCGAGGGCAUGGGUAGGGACAUGGCUAGGGACAUGGGUAUUGGCAUGGGUAGGUUCAUGCCUGGGGGCAUGGCUGGGGACAUGGGUAGAGGCAUGGGUAUGGACAUGGGCAGAGGCAUGGGUAGGGACAUGGGUAGAGGCAUGGGUAUGGACAUGGGCAGAGGCAUGGGUAGGGACAUGGGUAGAGGCAUGGGUAUGGACAUGGGUAGAGGCAUGCCAGGGGGCAGAGGUGGCGGUAUACCUCCGUGGCCGUCCGAGAGAGUACAAGAGGCGGGAGGAGCGGCGGGAGGACGAGCAGAUGCAGUGACGGCAGCAGCAGCAAUAGCAGCAGCAGGAGCGGACGGGGUGGGAACGGAACGGGCAGCAGCAGGCGCGCAAGGUGAGGCAGCAGCAGGAGGGGGGGCAGCAGCAGAUGGUGGAGCGGCAGCAGCAGCGGGGGAGGGUGGGGUGGAGGACGAGGGGGAGUGGCGACCGAUUCGGCUGCGGAAGGGGCGGCCGAAGAGGCAGAACAAGCUGGAUGUGCCGACCAAGAGGGAGAUGUGCGCCCUCAAGCGCUUGCGCCCGGGCCUCACCCACGCCAACAUCAUCCAGCUGCUGCAGGUGAGAGCGGUGCAUGGUGUGAGAGCGGUGCAUGGUGUGAGAGCGGUGCAUGGUGUGAGAGCGGUGCAUGGUGUGAGAGCGGUGCAUGGUGUGAGAGCGGUGCAUGGUGUGAGAGUGGUGCAUGGUGUGAGAGUGGUGAUUGGUGUGAGAGUGGUGAAUGUGGUACCUAGCAGAGGCGCACCUGAGGCAGAACAAGCUGGAUGUGCCGACCAAGCGGGAGAUGUGCGCCCUCAAGCGCUUGCGCCCGGGGUUGACCCACGCCAACAUCAUCCAGCUGUUGCAGGUGAGGUGGUGGAGCGGUAUCUAGCAGGGCAGGCGAGUUUUGGGGCGCCUCAAAAGGCAGGCGAGGCAGAACAAGCUGGAUGUGCCGACCAAGCGGGAGAUGUGUGCCGGUGGAGAGCCGGCGGACUGACGACUGGAGCGUCAGGUUCACGCACAGCAAGCGUGUGCGUGACACGCAACAAGCGUGUGCGUGACACGCAACAAGCGUCAACGCUUCCCUGGGCUGCGAAUGGAGUCGUCGCACGUGACCAAGAUCAUAAAGGAUGGGCGCCAAUCCUUCUCACCAGCCCCACUCCCCCCUCUCUGCAACCGCUCUUCCCAACCCCUCCCCUCAACCCCUCUCCCCAACCCCUCCCCUCAACCCCUCUCACCAACCCCUCUCCCCAACCCCCCUCCCCAACCCCUCCCCCCUCUCCUUUGCAGAUUCGCUUCCCUGGGCUGCGCAUGGAGUCGUCGCACGUGACCAAGAUCAUAAGGGACGAGAGCCGGUGGUUUGACGAGCGGAACGUGAGGUUUGUGCACAACAUGCGCGUGCGCAUGCCCGACUGCUACGCGCUCGAGGAGGCCCUGGCAGCGUGGUACAAGGAGGGGCGCUCUCCCUCUCCUCAACCCCUCUUCCUAACCCCUUUUCCCAACCCCUCUUCCCAACCCCUCUCCCCACUCCCACUCUCCUCAACCCCUAUCCCCCCCAACCCCUCCCCCUCUCCUUUGCAGAUUCGCUUCCCUGGGCUGCGCAUGGAGUCGUCGCACGUGACCAAGAUCAUAAGGGACGAGAGCCGGUGGUUUGACGAGCGGAACGUGAGGUUUGUGCACAACAUGCGCGUGCGCAUGCCCGACUGCUACGCGCUCGAGGAGGCUCUGGCAGCGUGGUACAAGCAGGAGCGCAUGCACGGCCGCAUUCCGCUGUCUAGAGUCUCUGGCAAGGCCCGGGAGCUUGGCCCGCUGCAUGGCGCCCCGGCGGAUUUCAAGUACAGCACCGGAUGGGUGAUGCGGUUUCAAGAGCGGUGGGGGUUCUCAAAGAAACACCUGGAUGCAGCUAGGGAGGCACACUUUCAGGAAGAGGAGGAGGACGACGACGGGGAGGGGGAGGGAGCGGGUGGGGGUGGGGGUGGGGGUGGGGGUGGGGGUGGGGGUGGGGGUGGGGGUGCUGCUGCUGCUGUGGGGGAGAAUCCUGGCCCUUCACUUUUGGAGCUUGCUGAUCGGAUGUUUGGGCCGGAGAUUAGGGAGGCUGGGCGGGGAGGUAGGGGUCGGAGGAGGAGGAGGCAGAGGGAGUGGACUGCGGAUGGACGCGAGGUGAUCGAUUUGGAGAGUGAGGAGGAUGAGGAGGGCGGGGGAGGGAGUGGGGAGGACGGGGAUGAGGAGGGGGAGGAGAGAGAGGAGGAGAGGGAGGAGGAGAGGGACGGUGAGGGUGGAGGGGAGGAAAUGGGACAAGUGGUGGAAGCACAGGAGGGAAGGGAAGUGCGUGGGGAAGAGGGGGUGCGAGAGGAAAGAGCGGUGCAUGAGGGGGGGAUAGGCCCACACACUCCCACUCCUCAAACCACCACCCUAGCAGAUCGCUCCCCCCGCCCCACCCUAGCAGAAUUGGCUCUAGCAGAGGCGAUUGCAGACGGCACGAUAUCAGAUGAAGGCGGGUCUCUCCGUGUGAGGGGUGACCUGGCCUCCCUUGCUCUGGCUGAAGCCACAGGAGCCCUGCCUGCUGCUGCCAUUGCUGCUGCCGGGGAUAUUCUGUCCGUCCCUGCUGGACCUGCUGCUGCUGGUGCUGCGUCUGGUGUUCCUGGGAAAAAGCAGCCAGCGCGGCAGCAGAGGCAGCGGCGGCGGCAGCAGCAGGUGGGGAGGGGUGGACGGGAGUCGCGGCGGGGAAUGAAGUACCAGACUCGGCGGCAUUUCAACCUCACAGUGAAGUUCAAACGAGCCAUGUGCUUGCUCCAGCAGGCCGUGCCUGAGUUGCGGGUCAAGGGGCUAUUGCGGCUGAUUACCCAGGAAUGUGAGGGUAAGUUGCUCGAGAGCGUACCGUACUGCAACAUUCGCAAAAUGCUGAGCCAGAGGGACUAUUACCUCCGGUCUCAGGACCUGGAGAACCGUUUCCGGUUUAGAAAGCCGAAAUACCCGGAAUUUGAGAGGGCACUCGCAGAGUGGGUGCGUGAAAUGAAGGGCAAGUAUGGGGAGGACGUUUUAGUGUAUGAGGAUGUGAAAGGGUAUGCGAAGCAGCUAGGGCCACGCAUGGGCGUGCGUAAAACCUUUACUUACAGCCAUGGUUGGGUGGCAAGGUUUUUGCGCCGGCAGGGGUUGAAUCUGAAGAGUAUUAGGAGGGAUGUGGCAAAGGGCGGGGAACCUGGGGUGGGUGGGGACGGGAAUGGGGAGGGCGAGGGGGAGAGGGAGGCGGGGGAGGGUCAGGGGGAAGGGGAUGAGGGAGGGACGGAUGGAGAGAGGGGAGGGGUUACUACAGACGAUGGUGCUAGUACUGAUGCGGGCGGUGAGGGCGAGGGGGAUGAGGAAAGGGGGGACGAGGAGGGAAGGGAGGAGGGAGGGGAGGCGGGAGGAGGGGAGGCCGGAGGGGGAGGGACAGAAGGAGGGGAGGCAGCAGGAGGACGGGAGGCAGCAGCAGGGAAUGCAGCAGCAGCAGCAGCAGCAGGAAGUGCAGCAACAGCAGGAAAGGAAGCAGAAAAGGCGGCAGCAGCGCGGGAGGCGGAUGAGCUGGCAGGGAGGAUCAUGGCUCUGGUGGCGCGGAUCAACGCAGGGCACGCCGUGCCACUGCUGGACGAGGGGCUGCUGCCAAGGAAAGGAGGCACGAAGGGAGGCAGGAAGGGAGGGAGGGGGCCUCUGAACCAUGACGGUAAUAAUGAUGGGGGUAACGGUAGCGAUGGUGGUAACGGCGGCGGUGGUGGUAACACCGGUGGUGGUGUGAAGCAGCGGAUGCAGGUGCCGCUGCCGCUGAAGCUGGCCGCGUGCGCCGUCUACCGCGCCCGCCCUGACCUACCCCAUGUGAUUGUCCACCAGACCCUGCAGAAGCGGUACAAUGUGAAGCUAGAGCGGUUGAAAGCGGCCAAUAUGCUGAGCAUGGAGGGGGUUAUGAGGGAGACGAUGCAGCGGGGCAUGGUGCGGGCGCGGAAGGGCAGAGAGGUGCAGCUAGAGGAGGCUCUUGCUAUGGCUGUGCGGGAGGCUGCAGCUAGGAUGGGCGGGGAGCGGGGUGGGGAGGGAGUGGGAGAGGGUGGGGCGGCAGGGGAUGGAGAUGGAGGGGGAGAAGGGGCAGUAGCAGGAGGAGGAGCGGGGGGAACAGGAAGAGGAGCGGGAGGAGUGGGAGGAGAGGGAGCAGGGGCAGCAGGAGGGGGGGGAGCAGGAGUGGCAGGAGCAGAAGGCGAAGCCACAGCAGCAGCAGCGACAGCUGCCCCCCCUGCCCCGCUGAUGACGGUCCCUCAGAUACUGGCAUAUGCGAAGCGCCUGGGCCCGCUGGUGGGCGUGUCCCCCUCGUUCCGCUACAGCACCAGCUGGCUGCGGUGCUUCCUGGUGCGCCACCAGCUCGAAGCAUUCGUUGCUGGGCGAGCCGCGCGGAAAGGGGGUGGAGCGGGAGGAGGAGGGGUGGGAGGAGAAGGACCGGGGGAAGGAAUGGGGGGAGGAACGGGGGAAGGAGCGGGGGGAGGAGCGGGGGGAGGAGCGGGGGGAGGAGCGGGGGGAGGAGCAGGGGGAGGAGCGGGGGGAGGAGCGGCAGGAGGAGCGGGAGGUGAGAGGGGAGGCGAGGGGGAGUGCGAACCGGAGGGGUUGAGAGGGAUUCUGGAUGAGACGUUUCAUGUGAGGCAGGAGGAGGUGGAUGCACUGGUGAGAAUGGCUGACCGGCUGUGGCGGAGGACAAUGCGCAUGAACCGGGGGCAGCAGGGCGGAGAGGAGGUCGAGGACUCUGGGGACGAGGAAAGCGAGGGGGAGAAGUGGAGGGGAAGGAGCGGGAGAGCGGCGAGUGGGGAUGGGGAUGGAGGGGAGGAUGGAGGUGGGGGCGAUAGUGACGACUCUGGUAGCGAUGGCGGUGGUGGUUUUGAGGGUAUGGCCGGGCGAAGCACUCACUUCCCGCUCCAUGACUCAGGGGCCUCCAGUGGGGAUGAGCAGGCAGGAGGGCAUGGGGCGAGAGUCACUCGCUCCCAGCAUCUGCAUUCCCUCUCAAACCUGCCUGGGGCGCGGGUGGUGCCGCCGUCUCUUGCUUCUUCUUCUCUUGCGCCGGGUGGAGCAGGCACGAGGUGGGGAGCAGCAGCAGCAGCAGCAGCAGCAGCAGCAACGCUUGUGCCCGCGCCUGUGACCACAGCAGAGGGGAUCCUGUCAGAGUUAGCAGACGUGCGUGUGGGGUCUCUGUCAGAAGCGCACCCGUCCCUGCUCUCCUCCUGGUCCCGCCUCUCUUCUGCUUCUCCUGCUAGCGCUGCCAGUGCUGCUGGUACUACUGGUGCUGCUGGUGGGGGUCUAGGCGCUGCUGUUGGGGUUAUAGACGGUUUAGGGGGCAUGAUUGGCGGGAUGACUGGCGGGAGCGAGGCGGAGCUAAGAUUGGCCCGGCGGCGCCGAGAAAUGCUGUCCUCUGAUGCCUUCUAUAAACGCUGGCAAGAGCAUGCGAGAGUGCUCCGAGAACAGCGAGAGAAAGCGGGGGAGAGAGGAGGCGGCGAGGGAGGAGGGGGGGAGAGAGGCGUGGGAGAGGGAGCGGGGGGAGGGGAGGGAGGAGGAAGGGUGGCCGGCAAUGUGGUGGGAGGGGAGAGAGGUGCAGGAGGAGGGAGUGGAGGUGGGGGAAGUGGAGGUGGGGGGGGUGGGGAGGGGGCGUGGGAGCAGGACGAGGGGUGGCAGUGGUGGAUGCGGUCGGGUGUGGUGGGGGUGCGGCAGAUGGUAGGGGCGUGGGAUACCCUCUUGGCUGUGCGUGCUGUGUGUGUGGGAGGGGAGCGUGGUGCUGGUAGGGGUAGUGGCGGUGGGGAAGGGGGAGGUGGUGGUGGGAGAGUGGGAGUAAGGGGGCCUGGGGUAGGUGGGGGAAGAGGGAGAGGUGGUGGGAGAGGGGCAGGAGCGGGGAGAGGGAGGGAAGCGGUCGAUGGCAGUAAGGAGGAGUGGGAGGAGAAGCCGGCAGUGGGGAGGCAAGGGGGAGGGCUGCGGCAAGCGUGGGUGAAUAAAAGGGGGACUGGGGUACGGGCUGGAACACGGGGGACUGUGGGGCGGAUGGGUAGAGGGGGCACUGGAGGAAGGGGCACGGGGGGGCGGGGCAGGAAGAGGCGCAGGGGUGAGGAGCAGGGCGGGGCGAUGGUGGGUGCAAAACGCGGGAGGAGAGGGGGAUUUGGGGUAAGAGGUGGUGGGCGAGGAGGGGGCACGGGACGGGGGCGAGGUGGGUUUUCAGGGCUGAGAGGAGGUGGAGGAGCCAUGCUGGCAGGCCGAGGUGGGUUGGCAGGAAGGGGCAGGGCAGCAGGAAGGGGAUGGGAAGCAGUAGGGCGAGGUGGAUUGGCAGUAAGGGGCGGGGCAGCAGGAAGGGGAUGGGAAGCAGUAGGGCGAGGUGGAUUGGCAGUAAGGGGCGGGGCAGCUGGAGUAGGUGGGGUGGCAGGAAGUGGAUGGGCGGCAGGGCUAAGUGGGGCUGCAGGAAGAGGCUGGGCGGCAGGAAUGGGCUGGGCGGCAGGAAGAGGUGGCGGCGGAUCAGGGCCACCGCCGGGUCCCACUGGGCAACCGUCGUCCUUUGCAGCACUGCUGUCACAGCUCCUCUCCUCCACUGGCCCCCCUCCCGGCACACUCACCCCUCCUGCUGCUGCCAACAUCUCCAAUCCCCUCAACCCUCACACUGCUCAGGGCAUAUAA